GGGUGGGGGUUGGCUGGCAGUGAGUUUGUAGGUGCAUAUCCAGCAGAGCUGAAGCAGCCAUUUGGACGCAGUGUCUUGGACUUGGGGUUGAGGACUUUCAGGACCAUCUCCAGAAAGAUAUUGUGAACUCCUCGCCUUAUCUACUGUUGCUUCAGGUAUGGAAGAGGUGCUCCAUGGUUCUCAGUCACCUCACCCCAGCUGUGCUGGAUGAGGAGUCAGUGGGCUCUCAAGCUGAUCAAGUCUGAGCUCCAAACCUGUUUCUGUCCAUUUGCUCCCAGUAGUAACUGAUCCCUUUAUCCAUGUGCGGCUCAGCUAAUUAAGAAAUGCAUUAGGCAUAGACCUAAUUAGAGAAGCCUCAGAACAUCUUUGUGCUGAAGAUGCAUCGCAUCUUCUUGUUUCUGCAGCAAUCCUCAUUCAUGUUCUAUGAUCUUUGGAGUUUUUCUACUUCAUAAAUAGUGUCACCAGGGAAGAAAGUGUUAUUCAACAUGAGUAAAUAUGACAGCAUCUGGGUCUAUGGUUAAGUCAAACUCAAUCUGAAGUGAGAAGUGAAGAAGCCUGACUCUGUUCCAUGAGUCACUGGCAGAAUCAGGAUGAAAACAAGAAUCUCUUGUUACCAGCACUGCAAUAUAAACUCUGUUGUCCCAGCCUUUCAUUCACACAGUGAUAGCACUUAGAGAUUUGGUCUGUUUUCCUCAGGAUAAACUUUCACCUAUUGUUGCGUUAGGCAGGAAUCCCUUGCCUCUCCUUGCUCUUGCUUAACUUGCUCUGCUCCCAUAAACACCAGGAGUGCUGGGCUCCAACUGCCUGGUGUGGGCAUGAAACUACAAAUGCUGGCAAAUGGCAAGUGUUUGUUGCCCGCUGGGCUGCCCUUAGCCUCUCACCUGGGUAGGCACCUCCCUACAGCUCUUCCAGUUGUUUUCAUUUUUUGUGGGAUGCUGCAACCCAAUAUGAGCAUAUUAGAAUGCUGUGAGUCAGGCCUCCUAGAAACGUCAUGCAUGACUUAAAAUCACAAGGAUGAUCAAAAACAAUAAAAUGCAUGUUUUCUAUUUGCCUCUGGGCUUUCUAAAGUUAAGGCAUGCCCACGAAGGCUGGGAACUCAGGGCACCUACUUUUCAUGAGCUACACACAAUGCCUUUUCUCUUCUUUCUUACUUUUCCUCCUUUUUACUGAAACACUUACAGUAAAGUGACCAGAAUGGCCAAUGCUGGUUCUGUUGCUGAAAGCACUCAGUGAAACCAAAUGAGUGAUUUACCUUUUCCAACCGAAACGUGGGAUUUGACUUUUCACGACACCAAAAUAACUCCAUGUUUGGAUAUAAAGAACUACUUUAGGGAAACAUAAAUAGCUUUUCCUAAGAUUUUGUUUUUAGGUUGUGUCAGCAGGUUGGUGUUGGAUGAAAGUCACAACAGGGCUGAUUGUCCCCCUGAGACUGUACCUUCACUGUGUGGCUGACUGUGCCAUGGGUUUGGCUUUGGCUUGGCACAUUCAGCUCUUUUUGCCUUCACUUGGCUUGGUGCGGUUAGGUUGAUUGCAUUUUAAGAAUCAUAGAAUGGUUUGGGUUGGAAGGGACCUUUAAGAUCAUCUAUUUCCAACCCACUGCUGUAGGCAGGGACACCUCCCGCUAGACCGGGUUCUUAAUGUUCUUCUUCCAAGCUUUCUCUAAUUUUUCUUCUUCCCUUAAUGAAUUCUGAGCCUUAUAGCAAGAUGCUGGAAAGGCUGAGCUUGGCAUACCUCACCAUUCAGACUAAUCAGCUGGCUGGCAGCCAUGCUCUUGGACAAACGAGAUGCUGCAAAAUGAGUGCGCAGCUCAGCCAGGUGAGUGAAAGACUCCAUCCAAGUCUCCAAGAGUAAGUAAUUCAUUCCCUUGGGAACUUGUUGCUGUCCCAGACAUCACCACGCCGUGCUUCCUGUGCUAGGUGCAGUUCCUAGAGUUUAGAGCUUUUCGUAUCCAAAAAUGCAAUGGUAUCUGCCAAGACAUGCAGUCCUUCCCCUGAAAAGAAGAAAAAAAAGAGAUGAGAAAACAAACUCCACAUGAUGGAUGUUAGUCAUGUUGCUUAUAGCGCUCUUGGCAUACUCUCCACCUGGGACCCCUCUACUUACAUCCAGGAUUUAGGGUGUCAGACAUCCUGUGUGUGUGUGUGAGCCAAGCAUACGCAGAACAUAGUGGGGACUUCUUGAUGUCCCAGGCUGCUUUUACUUCCCUCUGUGCUGCAAGAUGUCUGUAAAUCUUAGGCAAAGAGUCCUUUUUCUCUGACACAAGGUUGGUGGAUGGAAAAAGAGUGUGCCUACAGGGAACUUCAUGUAUGGAAACAUCGCUUCAUUUGUGGAUGGUGCCAAAAUGCACGGUUUUACUGCAGGCUGUGUGGCUUGGUGGUGAUUUUCUGAAAUCUGUGCUCUGGAAUUGUGUUAUCACCCAAGAAUUUCAACCAUACAAACCAACCAAAGUUUCCAGCCUCCAUGUUUAUAAAAUAAAGUUGGUAUUGUAUGAUUUCCCAGAGUAUCAAGAAAUGUAGAUAAACAAGAACAUAUUGAACCUGUAUUUUGGAAACCAAUUGUGUGGCUUUGAACAUUUUGUGGUGGCAACUUCAUAAUUUUCCCGUAACAGCUAUGUCUGUGCUUGUGCAGUUUGGCUUGCAACACCUUCUGUAACAACGAGAUCAAUGUCCUUUUGUAUAUAUUAAGCCUUGUUCUAUUUUUCCUUCUGGGUCUUGAGUCACUAACAGGAGAGAGAGCAUUACAUGUGAGGCAAUACAGGCAUUGUAAGACUACAAGAUGGAAUAUACUUCCCUGCGAAGUAAAGUUUUGAGGCCUUUCCACACGUUUAAAAGGAAUGGAAGCUUAAACUCUGCCUGCUCAGGUUUCUUGCUUCUAGCAAAGUAAUUCUCUUUCUUUCUUGAAAGCAGGAAGGUUGUUAGAUACAAGGAUUCAAAACAGGAAGACAAAAAAAGCCUCUGAGCUCAAGUAAUGUGUUGAUGGGAAAAUGUUUGCUUGCCUUUAGCUGUAGUGUAGCCUUGCUUCCUUGAGGCUGUUUUACUGCAGGCAAAACACAACAACAUUGCAAUGAAUAAAAUAUUAAAUACUGCUGAGGUUUUUAUAAGGACACUUUUAUAGUUCUACCAGGUGCAGUGGCAUCCUCUUAAUUACCCUGACAUGACAAAGAGUGCUGCAAAGCUGAAGUGUUGAUUCUCUGGUGUACACAAGGCCAUAAAAGUAGCAGCCAGCGAAGGGAUCAACUGCAGCUGGAAGGCUCAUGUCCAUGCACAGAACUGGUCAGUGUUAUUUGUUCAGAUCUGUCCUUAGUCAUCACCCUGCCAGUGGGAGGAAAUCAUUCUAACGCAUAUAAAACCCAUCCAUAAAAAGACAUCACUCGAUUUAGCCAGCAAAGGAAUUCAUAGCACUGAUGUUGUCUUAAAUGCCAUCGCCCUCCAGUGCUUCCCAUUGGGCCUUAUUUUAUUUAACGUGUGUGAUGCAGUAAGGAGCAACGUGCCCAACUAAUGCUCCCUGUCUUUGUCCAUCUUUGUAGCUCUGUGUUAGACUCUUCACAUCAAACCCCCAUCCUUCCACAACCUCUGUGCAUCUGAUAACUGCUCUGCUUUGCUAAAUGAGUAAAGCUCAUGUGCAGUUACUCCUUGUUGUCAAGUCUUUGACAGGACCUGACCUGUUGGAAAUGUAUCUCUAGUAUUUCCCCAGACGUUAGCAGGAUCCCAUUUCUCAGGAGCAGAAUCAACCCCGACCUCACUGAAAUGCUUCUUACACGUGGUGCCAAUGCAAACCAUCAAUUUUCCCACAGAAUAUUGAGAGUAAAUGCUUGCCCUUGUACUAAACCUGCCCCAAGUGUGCUAGGAAAGGCUCACUAUGCACUGUAGUGAGGUUAUGCCUCUUUUGUCCUUGAGAUCUAUUCAUCAUACGCUGUACAGGAAGAGGUAACUUUUGUUGUUAGAUAUGGACCAGAACACAGGUCUUCAAGGUUUAUGACUUUCUCUGUUUUGCUUAUUGCUUUGCUUUCUCUGAUUUACCUGUGACUUAAUAUUGAUUCUGAACUACGCUGGGACUUUUUGUUAUCAGACAGCUUUCUGGUUUAUGGUUGGUAAUUCUCCCAGUUCCUCUCCUCCAAGAGCAAGGGCUCCAGCCCAUCAGCUCCAGCACGUUUCACAGUGGUGCUUUCAAUGAUCAGUGCUUCCCCCAGUACGUUUUGCUGGAUGUUAUUGACGCCAGCAUAAAAGCAGCACAAGAGGUUGUGUCUCAUACUGCAGUACAUAGCCCAGCAUCUCUGCCAGUGCUGCAAGUGGGCCCAUCUUGAUUCUGAGCUGGGUGACCAUCCCUCCCUCCCAGCUGCUUACUGGUGGUAUUCUGGUUUCAUAACCCAGGGCUCGGCACAGAGUGGGGACUCAUAUUUAUGGGGUUAUUCUGACUGGCUUUACAGUCCACGUGGCUCAGCGUGGCUAAGCUGGUAGCAGUGCCUGAGCUUCAUUUAAAGGUAGCUUGAGUGCCUCUGUGUUGUUUAACAGCCACAUCAAUGGCUGUCAGGUAGAUAUAACUUAAUGCUUGAUGUAUUCAGCUGUAUAAUUAGGUAUGUCAGCAAAUUAACAGCAGUAUUUUAGGCAUAAUCCAUAGCGAGUGCUAGUGAACUUGAUGUGGUGUGUAUAAAUAUUAUUCUGUACUAGUUUGGACAAGAAAACAAGUAAGGUGAAUAUUGUCAAGCAGAUUCCUGAGAGCUCCACAUAAGAGAGCAAAGCACAAGGUAAAGUAGGCUUUAUAGGUUUUGUCAGUAUGUGCACGCAGGGUGAGGUAUAUUUUGACCAACAUGUCCACGGGAGGCAAAGGGAAAAAGCUAAACGGGGCAGCAGUGAUGCCACAGGAGAGGCUGGGAGAAUGUGUGUUUCUAAUGGUCUGAUUUUCCUCUUUAUUUGAUGAGGGAAAAGGCUGAAAGGAUGGGAUGGAGUGCUCUGAUGUCAUAAUCUUCUGGAUUACCGGUAGGUCAUAAUCCCACUACCCAGCAGUGAGCACUUUGCAGGGCACCAAGAGAGGGGGAAGCGAGCAGCAGAGAGGGAGAAAGAUGGAGAGAGGAAGAAGUGUGGGAAAGAAAGCAGGAAUCACAGAUGGCUGAAGCUUCCCAUUGACUGCUGCACGUUAAGGAGCAUUAUCUGAGCUGUGUGUAGGUAGUGUGAGUGUUCUUAGGAGCGUGAUGUUAAGACAAAGCCUCUCCUCACCUUUUGACUCAUCCAUGAUCCAAAUCCCCGACCUUCUGCUCUGGAAGAGCAUCCGGGCACUUUCUGUGUAACGCCGGUUUGAUUAUUGCUGUGCAGUGGUACAUCUCGGAUCGAAAACAACAAGAGAAAUCUCAGGAAGUUCUUCGAGAUUACUGCAAUCUCAUCAGUCUGGUGUGUAGAAGAAGAGAAGAUGGCUCAAGAAACUAACCGUAGCCAAGUCCCUAUGCUUUGUUCCACUGGUUGCGGAUUUUAUGGGAACCCUCGGACAAAUGGCAUGUGUUCAGUAUGCUACAAAGAACAUCUUCAGAGGCAGAACAGUAAUGGUAGAAUUAGCCCUCCUGCAACUUCUGUCAGUAGUAUAACUGAGUCCUUACCGGUUCAGUGCACAGAAGGCAGUGCCCAGGAAACUCAGUCAACUUUAGAUUCUUCAUCGACUCAAUCUAUGCAGCCAAGCCCUGUAUCAAGUCAGUCACUUCUAACAGAAUCUGUAGCAUCAUCCCAACCCGAUAGCACGGCUGUGGACAAAACAGUACCUGAGACAGAAGAGUUGCAAGCUUCAGUGUCAGAGAACGCAGAGCCUACACCUGAAGAACAAGACAAGUCACUUGACAAACCAAAACAGAAAAAGAAUCGCUGUUUCAUGUGCAGGAAGAAGGUUGGACUUACUGGGUUUGAGUGUCGGUGUGGAAACGUUUACUGUGGCAUGCACCGCUAUUCAGAUGUACACAGUUGCUCUUACAAUUACAAAGCUGAUGCUGCUGAGAAAAUCAGAAAAGAGAAUCCUGUAGUUGUGGGGGAAAAAAUCCAGAAGAUCUGAACUGCUGCUCCUGCUGGAAUACAAAAUCCUUUGACCAUCUGCAGAUUAAAUUGACUUGAGCUUUUUUUCCUUAGUCAUCAGGAAUGUAGAGCAGUGUACCUUGCCUAGACCUUUUAAUCAUGCAUGUCAUCAGAUGAAUAGAUUUUGUUCUUUGUUUUUGUUUUGAAAAUGACCGAACAUUUAUUUUCAUUGCAGUUUUCUGUGGUUGAAGACUUAAGUAAAAAACUUUACAAGUAUUAUCCUUUAAGAUCAUUUUAAUUUUAGUUGAGUGCAGAGGGCUUUUAUAACAAACGUGGAGAAAACAUUGGAGGGCUGUGCUUUUCCAGGAUAAAACAUGCAUGAGUUAACUUUGCAGUUUAUUUUCUUGUUGUAUAUAGCGUUUCUCUGCAGCACAAUUUCCUUUUUUUUUUUUUUUUUUGGAUAAUGCCUUGUAUGGCACAACUAGUUAUCAGUAACUGAAUGUAUUUUAAUCAUUAUGGCUGCUUCUGUUUUUGUUCCCAUUAACGAGAGGUUAUACAUGUUCGCAUAUUAGCUUGUUUGCACCCUCUACCUAUUUAUGUAUGAAUCAUUUGUAAUGAGAGUGUGUGCUGAGAUUGUUUGUGUGGUUUGUUUUUUGUUUUGUUUUUUUUUUUAAUUGGUUUUUGUGUGUAUGGGGGGAAGGCUGUAUGCACUUCACUGACUGCAGGUUUCAUUGGUAUUACAUCCAUCAGUCUGUCUGUACACAAUAUGAAGAAUGAUCUGAAGUACCUGUGCUGUAUUUAUGUUUAUCCAUGUCUUAACUUUGAUUAAAUAAAAUUAAAAAAAAAAAAAAUGGA
Molecule: messenger RNA, 6842 nt
Organism: Gallus gallus (chicken)
Lineage: Eukaryota; Metazoa; Chordata; Aves; Galliformes; Phasianidae
Gene: ZFAND6
Product: zinc finger AN1-type containing 6
Exons: 8
Coding region: 5401-6027 (208 amino acids)
Biological process (GO): protein targeting to peroxisome
Molecular function (GO): polyubiquitin modification-dependent protein binding; DNA binding; zinc ion binding
Source: RefSeq, a predicted model, not a curated record